Messenger RNA from Tilletiopsis washingtonensis, 2548 nucleotides. RefSeq names its product alcohol oxidase. The transcript is spliced from 3 exons. NCBI's taxonomy places the organism in Eukaryota, Fungi, Basidiomycota, Exobasidiomycetes, Entylomatales. Gene Ontology annotation, molecular function: oxidoreductase activity, acting on CH-OH group of donors; flavin adenine dinucleotide binding. The record is from RefSeq and is a predicted model, not a curated record. The coding region runs from base 128 to 2233 and encodes 701 amino acids.
GCACUCUACCUCGCCGCCGGGCCUUCUCGCAACCACCACCUCUCCAGUCUCUCGGCAGCGCACGCACCUCUCUCACACGCUUGCUGGCACAACAGCACCGCGCACCCCUCUCUCUCUCUCUCUCACCAUGAAGCUCGCCGGCGCCUCCGCCUCGGCGCUGCUUGUCGUCGCGGCCGCCAGUGCGGUCAGCGGCGCCUCGACCCAGCGGCGCGCGCCAUCGUUCAGCUCGCAGGACUCGCCGCUCGCCGGCAUGCUGCGCCGCAGCGUCACGGGCAACGGCAACACGCUCAGCGGCCAGACGUUCGACUACGUCGUCGUCGGCGGCGGCCUCGCCGGCCUCGUCGUCGCGAACCGCCUCUCGGCGGAUUCGAACUUCACCGUCGCAGUCAUCGAGGCGGGCGCCGAUGCGUACGGCGCGGGCCAGGAGCGCAUCCUCGUGCCCGCGGGCAACCUGUACAACUCGGCGCUGCGCUCGGCGCAGGACUGGAACUGGCAGACCGAGGGCCAGGCGGAGAUGGGCGGGCGCCAGCUGGCGUGGCCGCGCGGCAAGGUGCUCGGCGGCAGCAGUGCCGUCAACGGCCUCUACAUGGUGCGCGCCAGUGCGGCGGAGCACAACUCCUGGGGCGCCCUGGCUGGCGACAGCGAUCGCUGGGGGUGGGACAACGUCUACAGAGCCAUGAAGAAGAGCGAGCACUUCGUGCCGCCGAGCGCCUCGGUGCAGGAGGUGCUGCCCGACCUCAGCUACAAUGCCGCCUCGCACGGCCAAGACGGGUCCAUCUACACGUCGUGGCCCGGCGUCGCAUACUCGAGCACAAACGACUUCCUGCAGAGCAUGGCCGCGACGGGCACAGCGAUCUCCAGCGAUAGCUACGGCGGCGAGAACUGGGGCGCCUUUGUGGCCCAGAGCUCCAUCAACCCCAACGACUGGAGCCGCUCCUUCUCGCGUAACGGCUACCUCGACACGGCGCAGGACCGGCCCAACCUCUCGGUGCUCACGGGCCACACCGUGACAAAGGUCCUGACCGACGCCUCGGACGCCAACGCAGUCCGAGCGACCGGUGUGCAGUACGCCGCGGCCUCGGGCCAGACGGUGCACACGGUGAACGCACGCCGCGAGGUCAUCAUCAGCGGCGGCGCCAUCAACUCGCCGCAGAUCCUGCAGCUCAGUGGCAUCGGAGACGCGCAGCAGCUGCAGAGGAUCGGCAUUGACUCGAUCAUCGAUCUGCCCGGUGUGGGCCACAACCUGCAAGAUCAUCUGGCCUCGUCGGUCUCCUGGGCUGCCGGCUCUGGCUCGUACCCUGUGACGGGCCCGGACGCGAGCGCCAUUCAGAACUCGUUCGUCAACUCGGCCAUUGGCUACGUCAACAUGACGACACUUUUCGGCUCGAGCGCCGCCGAUCUGGUCAACGACGCGCGCUCCGAGGUGGCGCAGCGCAUCAGCGCCGCCAACAUGCGCGACGAGGUCAAGCGCGCGUGGAACGCGACGAUGACGGCGCAGCUCGACAAAGUCUUGGAUCCAGCCGCGAAUGGCAGCCCUCUGGAGUUGCUCUUCGCAUACGUAUUCGGCAGCAUACAGAUUCAGCUGGCUAGUCAGACGCCUCUCUCGCGCGGCACCGUUUUAGCCACAAGUGCCGACCCCUUCCAGGCGCCGGCUAUCGACCCGCAGUACCUCAGCGCCGCCAUCGACCUCGCGAUCAUGCGCGAGGGCUUCAAGCUGGCACGGCGCGUUGGCGAGACGCAGCCGCUGGCUGCUGCACUGGGCAACGAGCAGUCGCCGGGCAGCGGCGUGCAGACGGACCGCCAGUUCGAAGCGUUCAUCCGCAACCAGGCGCAGACGGAGUACCACCCGAGCUCGACGUGCUCGCAGUUGCCGCGCGCCGACGGCGGCGUCGUCGAUGCCAACCUGCUCGUGUACGGCACGAGCAACCUGCGCGUCGUCGAUGCCAGCAUCGUGCCGAUCGCCCUCAGCGCGCAUCUGAUGACGGCAACGUACGGACUCGCCGAGGUGGGCGCAGAACUCAUCAUCGAGGCGCGCACGCCGCCGCCGUCGUCGACGACGAGCUCGGCCGGCUCGGAGCCGACGGGCAGCAGCACCGGCGGCGGCAGCUCGGCAGGCAACAACAACGGCGGCUCGACGUCGUCUGGCGGCCAGAGCUCGGGCGCGCCGACGCUCUCGGUGCGCUCGGCGGCGCUCUUCGUCUGCGGCGCCGCCGUGGCCUCGCUGCUGCUCUAAGCGCCCCGCCGUGGCCUCGCUGCUGCUCUAAGCACGCCCGCCUCUCCUGCCUCUGCUCCCGCUCCGCACACACAUGCCUAGACGCCGUCGUCCCCUCAUUGCACUUGCUACACGCACACUCACUCACCCACAUCCACUCAUUCUCUGUCGCGGCAUUCGUCUUCUCUCUCACCCUCUGCAUCAUACUUCCUCUGCCCGUGCGCUCUUCGCCGCCUUCCUCACCCAGCAUUCACAUUCGAGGGUCUCCCCUCGCGUACAUACAUACACACCCCACCUGCACUCUCACACAGCUCGCUGCCGGCUGCACACCUGGUC